This is a messenger RNA of Zophobas morio, 1152 nucleotides long. RefSeq names its product V-type proton ATPase subunit D. The transcript has 5 exons. Lineage: Eukaryota; Metazoa; Arthropoda; Insecta; Coleoptera; Tenebrionidae. Gene Ontology annotation, molecular function: proton-transporting ATPase activity, rotational mechanism. Gene Ontology annotation, cellular component: proton-transporting V-type ATPase complex. The record is from RefSeq and is a predicted model, not a curated record. The coding region runs from base 70 to 807 and encodes 245 amino acids.
UUUGUCAUAUGUCACCUGGUCAGCUGACUUGAACUCGUGAGGUGAGGUGCAUGAAAAUAGUCCAAAAAAAUGUCUGGAAAGGAUAAGCUGCCAAUUUUCCCCUCAAGAGGGGCCCAAAUGUUAAUGAAAGCCAGGCUAAAGGGGGCCCAAAAGGGUCACAGUCUGCUCAAGAAGAAAGCGGACGCAUUACAGAUGCGGUUCCGCAUGAUUUUGAGUAAAAUUAUUGAGACUAAAACCCUCAUGGGUGAAGUGAUGAAAGAGGCGGCGUUUUCUUUGGCUGAAGCAAAAUUCGCAACCGGGGAUUUCAAUCAAGUGGUGCUACAGAACGUGACGAAAGCGCAGAUUAAAAUUCGGACAAAGAAAGACAAUGUAGCUGGUGUUACAUUGCCUGUCUUUGAGUGCUAUCAAGAUGGAACUGAUACAUAUGAACUCGCGGGGUUGGCUAGAGGAGGUCAGCAGUUGGCUAAACUGAAGAAAAAUUACCAAAGCGCUGUUAAGUUACUCGUUGAGUUGGCGUCAUUGCAGACGUCGUUCGUCACUCUGGACGAAGUUAUUAAAAUCACAAACAGAAGAGUAAAUGCCAUUGAGCAUGUGAUCAUUCCAAGGAUUGAGCGCACUUUGGCCUACAUCAUCUCUGAGCUAGAUGAACUUGAACGUGAGGAAUUCUAUCGCUUGAAAAAAAUUCAAGAUAAGAAAAAAAUCGCUCGCGCAAAGGCUGAUGCCGCAAAAGCGGCACUUCGUGAAAGUGAGCAGCUUAAAGAAGCCGCUAAUUUGCUAGAUGAAGGAGAUGAAGACCUCCUUUUCUAAUCUAUAAUUGUACUUUUUUAAUGUUUUCAAAAUAUUAAAAUUUUCUGUACAAAGUUAGCGUAAGCUUGCUUCAUUGUGAAUGAUAUUAUUUUGUUUUACAGUAUUGCACAUUAGAAACGUGUGUUAACUUCAUGCUUAUUGCUAAUUUAAGUCCAGGUCGGUUUAAGACCAGGUGUAUAAAUUUUUUGAAAGUGUUAGCGUAGGGGUCGUGAGGUGUCUGUUUUAUAGCAAUGAGACAAUAUUGCAUAUACUUUUUAGUUGUAAGUGUAAAGUUUUGUUGACGUUAAUUAAGUUCAGUUAAGCUAUUAAAAUAUGUAUCAAGUUAUCAAUAAAUAGUUGACAAAA